This is a messenger RNA of Anoplophora glabripennis (Asian longhorned beetle), 740 nucleotides long. RefSeq names its product COP9 signalosome complex subunit 8 (gene CSN8). Gene Ontology annotation, biological process: protein deneddylation; COP9 signalosome assembly. The transcript has 4 exons. The record is from RefSeq and is a predicted model, not a curated record. Gene Ontology annotation, cellular component: COP9 signalosome. NCBI's taxonomy places the organism in Eukaryota, Metazoa, Arthropoda, Insecta, Coleoptera, Cerambycidae. Bases 116 to 676 code for a protein of 186 amino acids.
GCUUUAGCAUUUAUGGUGACAUUUGGCCGGUUGUCAACAAAAAUGCUUGUUGUUACUGAUAAAACUUUGUAAAGACUACUAAGUACUUGUGAUAAUUAUUAGUACUACAUUGAAAAUGGUUGUAAAUAAUAUAGAUAAAUUGGCAGAGGAUUUAGAGCGACAGGAAUUAGAGGCUUCAACUGGUGUCGCGCCCCCUCAAGUUUAUGAACAACUACUAGCGAUUUAUUUAUAUCAGAAUGAUCUGUGUAACGCCAAGUACCUAUGGAAGCGUAUACCUCAAAGCAUAAAAGCUUCUACUCCAGAGUUAGCAAAUAUUUGGGCUGUUGGUCAGCAUAUGUGGAAAAGAGAUUUUCCUGCUAUUUAUAAAGCUUUAAAUUCUGUUACCUGGUCCGAUACCGUGGCACAUAUUAUGAAACAGGUCCAAGAUGUGAUCCGUAGUAGAGCAGUAGACCUUAUAUCGCAAGCAUAUUCGUCGAUAACUCUAGACACUGUAUCCGCGAUGACUGGAUUGACACCCGACGUUUGUAUCCCGGCUUGUGCCGAGAGAGGCUGGUCGGUGGAAUCAGAUACUCGUAUAGUUCAUCCUGUUAGACAAAACAUUGAACACAUAGGUCAGACUAGUAGCGAAGACCAAUUGUAUAAAUUGACGGACUUUGUAUCAUUUCUGGAAAAUUAAGUUAUUUCUUGUAUAAAUUUAAGUAAUAAUAAGUAUAUUUAAUAAAAUAUUUCUGUAAAGUUCA